AUGCCUCGGUUCGGACUUCUUCCUUACUAUGACUCGGACAGUGAUGGCGAUGAAGAAAUUGAGAUGGAAGAGAAAUCAUCAGACGAGACCCAUCAUCCAUCUGCUGUUGGCAGCAACGUGAAUGACAGGUGGAUGCUUUCUCACCAUCACAACAAUAUUCCAAUUCGUCACACUGAGUCUCGAUGGAAACAGUGGAACGAUAGAAACUCCAUUGCCUUUGUUGAGACGCUGAAUAUGACUCUCUCCAAAUUGAACGACUCGAUCCAAGAACAAAUACAAGUCGAGCGUGAGAAACUCGAACAAGAACACCGACAGGAAAACAACGCAAUCCAAGUCUUGUGUGAAAACCUGCAAGUGCAGAACUCAUCAUCAAACCUACUAGAAAAUCGAGAGCAAAAUGAAGACAAAACUGACAUCGGCUGUACGCAUGAUGAAUCGAAAUCCGAAUACAAGCAAGUUGAGGGCACAAAUGAACGAAUACAUCCUGUUGAAACAAAGCCAAAAAAGACAGAUGAUACAGGGAGCAAAAUAAAUUCCACCAACGAGAAUGCCCAGGCUUCUGCGCCCAAACUGACCUCAGAGCCAGAACACGUGCUAAAGGCAAACAGCCUACUCGAGCAAUUGGAUCGUUUGCAGAAGUCAAUAGAGCCGUUCUCCAAGAACAAGGCUGUGUCAAAACGACGGCUGAAAAUGAAGAAGACAGUUUGUGGAAAGCUCAAUACCCUAACUGACAGCGCGACCAAAGUGAGCGAGGUAGCAGACGAAGUCAAUGAGGCCAUUCAAUUAGCCCGACAGGAAGAUGCACAAAACCCCAACAUGGCUCUGGGUGAAUCAUAUGUACUCGACCUUCUGGCAUCCAACACUAUUCAAAGAAUACAAGCAGAAAGUUUCAAUGGACCACGUGGUGACGGACUUCCGCUUGCGGCAAUGAUUGCACGGGUCGCUUCCGAAAACAAUAAUGUGAUUCCAGUGCUGGAGGCCCACAUUUACAAGGUUUGUCCAAUGGCGAUUCCUCGAUUUCCGCAUAAUGAGGCUGGUAAUAAAACCAGUGAUGACGAGCUCAUGAAAAAUCUUGGUAUGCAACGAGACAAGAGCGGUGAUUUUGAAAGCUGGGAUCGCUUCGUCAGCCGAACCGAAAAUGUUAUCGCAAUGAUGGCCAACAUUCAAGCUUCAACACCGCCGGCACACUCACGACUCGGCGGACAUGAGGGAGCAGCAGAUUGGUUGGAGCGAUUUCUGGAAUCCCUCCCACCCACAACGCCACUCCCACUCUUGACGGCGCCUGUACUCCAUGGAUUCCUCUCCGGCGCAGGUAGCAUGCUCGCAAAUCACCACAAAGCUUUCUUCAAGAAAAGCCUUCACACCUUAUCCUCCGAUGUACUAGGUCGACUGGAUAAAGGUGCAAUUGGGAAACCAAGUUUCAUUCGAUUGUCAAAGUUACUCCACAAUGACUUCGGUGGACCCCGAUCAAAGUUCCCUCCAAAGGCCAUGCACCAACGAAUAUCUCCUCCAUCGGACCGAAAUCUCCACCGAACCUCUCCUACCUUUAGUGGCGCUGCUUCUCCACAGUAUUCCGAGAGCAGGUCGGGCGAUGCCAUGAUGUCUGACGCGUUUGAGAAUAAGCGUAUCACCAUGACUAGCCCAUUCACAAAUCCUGGAACCGCCGUGCGGAACAAGAAUCAGAAAUCAAACGGUUCCCAUAGAUCUGGAGCAUUUGGAUUCAGCUCUUCAUCAAGUCCUUUCGGGUCGAGUUUCGGUCAACCAUUGCAUGGAUUCGGUUCCCAAGGUGGCCAAAUCAGAAAUCCGUUCGAACGAAAGCAAGGGCAGGGAUCACAGCUAUGCUUUGGAAAAUCACCGAGCACCUUGUUCGGUCAAAGAACACAGCCACACGCUAGACACACCAACCAACAUAAUGCAGGUGAUGCGAAAACAAAUAGCAAGAAAAAGAAGACAAAACCCCCUUGCAAGUUCUUUGCCUCGGGGACUUGUCGAUUUGGCAGCUCAUGCAGAUUCUCUCAUGAGAGUGGAAACCCUACAGCUCUGAACCCAAGAAAUCCAUUUGCAUAA
Molecule: messenger RNA, 2067 nt
Organism: Cylindrotheca closterium
Lineage: Eukaryota; Bacillariophyta; Bacillariophyceae; Bacillariales; Bacillariaceae
Source: the annotation of a GenBank genome assembly